Thyridium curvatum is the source of this 414-nucleotide messenger RNA. RefSeq lists its product as uncharacterized. NCBI's taxonomy places the organism in Eukaryota, Fungi, Ascomycota, Sordariomycetes, Thyridiales, Thyridiaceae. The coding region runs from base 1 to 414 and encodes 137 amino acids. The record is from RefSeq and is a predicted model, not a curated record. The transcript is spliced from 3 exons.
AUGGCCAUUUUGGACUACGAGUACGACGCCAAGGCAAUCUCGCCCGAGAUCAAGCGUGGCAUUGACUUCCUCUACGAGGCCUCUGACAGGCCCGAGGCCGUCGCUGCGUGGGCUGGCUGCUUCAGCAAGAACGCCAGGCUUCUGAAGGGCGAGCAGGAUGUCGUUGGUGUGCCAGCCCUCGAGCAAUACCUCUCCGACACCUGGAAGGACACCAACUCCCGGGUUCACGACGUCAAGAAGGUCACCGUGCUCAAGUCGUCGCCUCUGACCCUGCAGAUCGAGGGAGUCACCACUUACCAGCGCAAGUCUGGCAAGGAGCAGCAGGGUACGUGGACGGCAGAGCAGAGCUACGUCGAGGAGAACGGCAUGCAAAAGAUCUCGAGUUACAAGAUCAACUUUAACAUGGUGUAUUAA